Molecule: messenger RNA, 2042 nt
Organism: Closterium sp. NIES-67
Lineage: Eukaryota; Viridiplantae; Streptophyta; Zygnematophyceae; Desmidiales; Closteriaceae
Source: the annotation of a GenBank genome assembly
UUCUGAUCAGCCUUGGAUUUAUUUGACGUUCUACUUCUAACCAGGCAUCCUAGCAGCCAUGGACGGAAUAGCUGCGCGAAGCGGCCGCGACGACGCGUUACGGGCGUUUCGCGACCACAUUUCGCAGCUCGUUUCCACGCUUGGCCAACAUUCGCGAACGAUUCGCGAUCAGAUCAGCAGGCGUCAGAAAUCCAGCUUCCGCGCAAGGCCGCCGCCGGAGAAGAUGGCGGCUCGGAAAAAUGUCGGCGGUGGCAGUGUUGGCGGCAGUGGUGGUGGCGGUGGUGGCGACGCCGCUACAUCCGAAUCGCUCAGCGCUCGCGGCGUGGUUCUUCACCGAUUCGUCAGCGCGGGAGAUUCUCCGGGCGGCUGCCAGCUGGCGUGGUCUCUGCGCGCCGAUUCGCUGCGCUCCAGCGGGGCGAGAGAGGGGGAGGUGGAGGGGAAUGGUGAAGGGAAGGAUGAAAGAAAACCGCAAGGGAUGGCGGAAGGUGGCAUUGUUGCGAGUAAGGUCGAAGGACAGUUGUUUCAGGAAGGUAGGCCUCUGUACGCGUUUCGAGGCGACUCAGCACAAGCACUGGAUUCCACAAUCAACGUCUCAGGGAAUGUGCUUGUAUCGGAUUCAAAGUCAGGAACGCAAUUCAGCUCAGGCGGCCUUGCUUGGAGCGCAUUGGAAUCCCGCCUCUCCCUCACUGGCUCUGUCACCUGCAGCCUUCCAGGAAUCUUCCACGUCAAUCUUCCUCGUGUGAUCAUCACCCGGGCAUCUCUCGCUCAACUUGACUCGGAAAAGAACGAGUCUGGACCGGCAGGUGAAGGCUCGGCAGAGGAAGGCUCGGCAGGGGAAGGCUCGGCAAGAGAAGCCAUGGCCGGUGUAAAGAGUAGAGCGAGAUUGGCCGAUGGGGACGAGAAUGGUGCGAGCGAUGGCAGCAGCAGGAGUGCAAGACAGAAUGAAGGAGUGGAGUCACUUUUUGAGGCGCCUCAAAAACAGAAUGAAGGAGUGGAGUCAGAGGAACAGACUCAGUUGGGGCCCAGGCAGCAGCAUUCGGAGCAGCAGCAGACACGGCUUGAGGAGCACGAUUCUGAGCUGGCUGGAGCACAGGAAUGGUGGCUGACUGCCGAUGCUCAUGUGGUUGCACACGGCCCUGUUACAGGCUGGGUCAGCCUGCCAUCCUCGUUAGUGUCUGGUUCGAUAAGGGGCAUUUCGAGGCUGAUGAAGGACGCUGAGAGUACUCAGAGGCAGCAGCAGGGGGAGGUAGGGCAUGGGCGGCAUGGCUUGGCAGGAAGUGGUGGAGGUUCAAAGCGACGGGAUGGUGGAAAGAGUGAGAAAGGGAAGAGAGGGUCGGUGGGGGAGGGGAGGGCAUGGACAGGAGUGGAGUGUGCAGGAGGGCUGGUGUGGAACGUGCCACGUGGCGAAAUCUCAUUGGCUGGUCCGAUGUCAGCUUCUUGCCCUAGUAUGGGCGGGCAGGUGAGAGCAGGGGGGGGUGUGAUCUGGCUGCAGAGGAAGGAAGCUCUCCUGCACUCUCAAGUUCAGGUUGACUUGCACAGAACCCACCUGACUGCUCCGCGAAUCAGGUGGCGACACCUGGCAGAGCAGGAAGGUAUUCCUCCUGCCCCUUCGUCUCAUGCCUCAUCCUCUUUAUUGUCGUCAUCGGCAUCGUCUAAAAGAGGUUAUGUUUCAGCGGCUUCAGUGUACACUGGAGUUUCGUCUACCCGGGGCAGCAAAAAGGGCAUCCAUAAAUCUUUGCCUGCCCCUGAGAAAGUACGGCUGUGGAAGAAGGGUGGGGAAGGCUCCCAGAAGGCAGCAUCUGGGGAAGGGGUGAUUGGAAGGGGAGAGUGGGUGGUUGAGGCUGAAGGGGGGACCAAGUUUUGGUCAGAUGAUAAGGGAUUUAAGCGAGGGGGGAAGAGAUUGUAGGCCAGUGGACAUUUUUCAGGCUUCGCCCUUGAUGGCCCUUCCCAUGAAGUCAAGGGAUUUUAGGUGUUUUGUUGUACCAAGCGUUUGAUGAUUGUAUUACUUGUAUUUCAUAUCGAAACCGUAACAUAUCUAUGUA